Alternaria rosae is the source of this 1035-nucleotide messenger RNA. RefSeq names its product heterokaryon incompatibility protein-domain-containing protein. The record is from RefSeq and is a predicted model, not a curated record. Lineage: Eukaryota; Fungi; Ascomycota; Dothideomycetes; Pleosporales; Pleosporaceae. The coding region runs from base 1 to 1035 and encodes 344 amino acids. The transcript is spliced from 3 exons.
AUGCGUCUCAUCAACACAAGCACUCGGAAGUUCGAAGAGUUCAUCGGCACAUCAAUCCCCACAUAUGCAAUUCUUUCUCACACCUGGGGCGAUGAGGAGGUAACUUACAGGGACUAUGUUGAAACCCGCGAUGCCUCCAUGAGAGGCUACAAGAAAAUCCUCAUGACAUGUAAAAUUGCGGAAAAGGCCGGUAUAACGCAUUGCUGGAUCGAUACCUGCUGCAUUGACAAAAGCAGUAGCGCUGAGCUGACGGAAGCUAUCAAUUCCAUGUAUCGAUGGUACAGAGAUGCAAAAGUCUGUUAUGUUCAUCUAGAAGACCUGGCUCCAACUACAGCGACAAGCGUCGAUUUACCGAAAUGCCGCUGGUUCACGCGUGGCUGGACUCUCCAAGAACUGAUUGCGCCACGCGACAUUCAAUUCUAUGAUGCCAAAUGGAAUUUCAUCGGACUCAAAACGAAUCUGAUUGAUGGCUUGUCGACUAUUACUGGCAUUGGCGCAGAAAUCCUGAUGCAUGAACAGUCAUUGGACCUAGUAUCAGUGGCGGCAAGGAUGUCCUGGGCGGCUAAGAGAGAAACUACGCGGACUGAAGACAUGGCAUAUUGCCUUCUUGGAAUCUUCGACGUCAACCUUCCAUUACUGUACGGCGAGGCAGAGAAAGCUUUCCAGAGACUUCAGGAGGAAAUCAUUCGUUCGAAAGCCGAUCUCAGUAUAUUUGCUUGGCAGUGUCCGCGGCCUCCCGGAAUUGAUAGAUGGACGCUUACCGGUGUCCUCGCGCGAUCACCAAAGGACUUCUUCAAUGGUUAUCUUGUGGAACGCAUGUACAGGAGGGAGGCGCAUGAAUUUGCGAUCACCAAUGUCGGCAUCAAGACGCGCUUGCGCGACCUGUCGAGCGAUACCUCCUUACCGCCAUACCGGCAAUUCCAAGGUUCUCGGAGUGGUUGGAUCCAUCGGCAAGGUUCCAGGACGCAGGACGGUUACUACACUUCAUGCGACAAUCUCCCGUUCGUAUCAAGCUUCCAUCGACGUUCAAGUUAA